This is a messenger RNA of Rhodofomes roseus, 483 nucleotides long. RefSeq lists its product as uncharacterized. The transcript has 4 exons. NCBI's taxonomy places the organism in Eukaryota, Fungi, Basidiomycota, Agaricomycetes, Polyporales, Fomitopsidaceae. Bases 1 to 483 code for a protein of 160 amino acids. The record is from RefSeq and is a predicted model, not a curated record.
AUGCGCCGUGUUCAAAUGCUGCUACGUGACCAUCAGUACAUCUUCCCCGGUGACAUAGAGCGGCAGCUCGAUUGUUCGAAGCCAUAUGAGCACCCACUCAUCGUCGAAGCCAUCAGUACAGGCUUCUUCAAGCAUCGGACUUCAGUUGGUAAUGCCCAUCAAGCUGAACUGGUCUCCAGCCUCCCUGACGAGUAUCCGGAUGAGCUGGAGCUCCCUGGCUGUAUGGUUGCGGCAGCGGCAACUUGUGUGUAUGCCUCCCUACGUGAGUGGGAGUCGGGCUAUCAUGCCAGUAUCAAGUAUAGUGCCACGUCAUACGCCAACGUGUUCGAUGAGCACAUGGAGAUCCUAGGAACAAUUCGUAAGGAUAAGCCUCAUAACUAUCACCAGAUAAUGUCAAGGCUGUUGAAGCUUGUUCGUAAUGGGAAGAGUCAGUCUCAUGAUACAUCUGUUAGCAAUACCUUACGUUUGAUCAAAUUCUCGUAA